Messenger RNA from Corapipo altera (White-ruffed manakin), 826 nucleotides. RefSeq names its product A-kinase anchor protein 8-like. Gene Ontology annotation, cellular component: nucleus; nuclear matrix. Lineage: Eukaryota; Metazoa; Chordata; Aves; Passeriformes; Pipridae. Gene Ontology annotation, molecular function: protein kinase A regulatory subunit binding; DNA binding. The transcript has 3 exons. The coding region runs from base 16 to 384 and encodes 122 amino acids. The record is from RefSeq and is a predicted model, not a curated record.
AACCGGAACCGCAGGAUGGCUGCGGAGCAGUUCAAGAAGACCAGUUUACACGUGGCCAAGAGUGUCCUGAACAACAAACACAUCGUCAAGAUGCUGGAAAAAUACCUCAAGGCGAAGAGGAAAAGAAGCGCCUUUGGCUCCUUGUUGUUCCCUGGGAAUGCGGGAACAGCCCCGGAUCCGGCAGGAGGCCCCGUGUCUGCAGGCAGGGGCAGCAGGUGCCCGCGUGUCCCCCCAUUCCGGGGGAGCGGCCGAUCCCCUUCCCGGGGCGCGGCUCGGCUUCGGCCCCAUCCCGGCCGGAGCCGGAUCCCAAAAACAGGGAAAAACUGCGACUCCAACCUCGGGGGCCAGGGAAAAGGGAUGUUGAGCGCGGAGUUGGCCAGGUAGGAUGGCCCUGUCCUGGUAUCCUGGCAUAGGAUGGCAAUAUUCCCGUUAUCCUGGCGUAGGAUGGCCAUGUCCCCAUUAUCCUGGCAUAGGAUGGCCAUGUUCCCAUUAUCCUGGCAUAGGAUGGCCAUGUUCCCGUUAUCCUGGCAUAGGAUGGCCAUGUUCCCAUUAUCCUGGCAUAGGAUGGCCCUGUCCUGGUUUCCUGGCAUAGGAUGGCCCUGUCCUGUUAUCUUGGCAUAGGAUGGCCAUGUUCCCAUUAUCCUGGCAUAGGAUGGCCAUGUCCCCGUUAUCCUGAUGUGGGAUGGCCCUGUCCCUGUUAUCCCAGUGUAGGAUGGCAAUGUUCCCAUUAUCCUGGCAUAGGAUGGCAAUAUUCCCAUUAUCCUGGCAUAGGAUGGCCCUGUCCUAUUAUCCUGGCAUAGGAUGGCCAUGUUCCCAUUAUCCUGGC